CAAAUAGAUUAUUCAUCAAAAGAAAGCCUUGACGAAAACAUACAUUUUUUUACCUUCCUCUUAAAAAUAAAUUCUAAACAAAAAAAAUUAUGAUCUUCCAAGAAAAGUGCAUUUUCGUCUUCCUAUUUAUUGUGAUAUAUUUGCAUCAAAGUAAAAGUACAAACUCACAAAACGUAAAUAGGACUUUAUUUUUGUAUAAUCAUCCAUAUUCAUGCAAAACUAAUGAGUUUUAUAAUUUGGAUUAUUUUAUGUGUGUACAAUGUGAAUCUAAGGAAUAUUUAACACCCAGUUUUGAUAAACUAACAUGUGAUUGUAAAAAGAACACCACCAAACUUGCUAUCUAUGAUUCUUCGAAAAAUCAACCAAUUUGUUUGGAACCAUGUAAAAAUAAAAAGAACUUCAAAUGUCCAAAUACAACAAUGCUAUCUUAUCCCGAAAAUCCUUGUACCUUCAAGUUCAUAAAUUACACAUCAGGAGAUCAAAAUGGUACAACAAAGAGUAUUCGCAUCACAAACUCUCACUUACAUGAGAAUGACUGCAUCUGUGAUUUGAAAUACAAUUAUCUCUAUGUUGACUUUUGUGUAUGGAAACCACUGUUGAAAAACUAUCUCCAUCACAACGCUUUCUGGAAGCGAGGAAGAUUUUACGUCGAUUUGAAGUUCAUAGCAUUCUUCUGUCAAUCGCUUCAGAACAUGACAGCAUGCAAUAAUUUGGCUAAUUUAUGUGUCCAAUCGUUUUUCGAUACCGACAAAAAUUCACCAUGCAGUGUUUUUCUCCUGGGCCAGGCUUCUGAUGCUGCACUCUACACUAGCAUGGGAGAGAAACUUGGUGGGUUAAGACCAUUUUUAUUUUACAAAAAAGGCAAAGAUACUGUACAGGAAAUCGAAGAAAAAAUUCAAAUUUCGGAUGAUAAGUUAAAACUGUUUUCUACAGUGUAUUCAAUGGAUGGUCAACUUAUUCGAUGGGAAGAUUUGCAACUGAACAGAAUCAAUCAUUGUGGACACGAUUUGUAUGAAAUGCAUGGAGAUUUACAGUUUUUCAAAAAUGAUCGGAUAAGCUGUUUCCUGACACUCGAAACUAUCAUAGACAUGGCCUCUACUUACGCAAACAAAUAUUUCUUUAGCAUUUUUCUAAAUCAUACGAGAGAAGAAAGCAAUCGAUACUUGCAGCAGAUACCCGUGUUGAUUCAGAAUGCAUUUGAAGGGAAUAAUGAACUCAAUUCUGCUGAAUGGCAGUUAGUUAAACGUUUUCAAAUAAUUGAAGCUCAAGAUAUAUUUUUUAACACAGCAAAUCAACAAAUUUUAGUGUAUGAAGAUUCAUAUAAGCUACGACUCUUCAAAUCGAUAAAAGUUUUGCGAAAAUUCGAGUUCCGUUGUACUGUGACAGAAGAUAACAAAAAUACAAUUCCCUUAAUAGUUCUAGACUAUCAUACAAUUGACUUAUCUCUCAAUAAUUCCCUCAGUGAAAAGUACAAAUUUGAAUUUUUAGUUAAAUUCGAAAAAGAUACUGGCUCAGGAAUACUUUAUGAAAUAGUUUUACCUAUUUUCAUAGCCAUCAGUUUAUUGUUUGCAGUUUUCAGGGCUUAUAUUUUUAAAUGUCGUAGAAAUCUUGAAUGUUCUGAAAUGGUUGUCUUUGUUCAAGCAUUAUAUAAUUUUGUGUCGAAUGUGGGAAAUUCUUUGUUGGCCGUUGUAAUCAUAGAUGCCUUUUACUCAGUUACAACUUUUCUAAUUGGUAAUCAUGAGCUAUUAAUGGCAGUUGAAAACAAUCAUGUAUUUGAGUUUUGUAUAUAUUGUGCUCUCAUUUUGAAGGCUUUCUACUUUUUUAUAAACUUUUGGAGAAUCUCUCAAAUUGAUAUAUUUUUCGUGGAUUGGGAACGACCAAAGAGUUCUGAUGUUUCUUUACAUUUGAAAAACAAUUUGGAUACAUCAUCACAGUGCUCCAGCAUUCGAACAUUUACUGAGAAUAACGUAUCAGCAUGGAGGAUAUUCUUUUUGGCAAACGAAUGGAUUGAUUUGAGUUGUAAACAAAAAACUUCAUUUUUCGUUCAGGGCUUUGUUUCGUUAAUUAUUUUUUGGAUUAUCAACACUUGCUUGCCAUCAUUCUAUUCGAAUUCAACUUUUAAAAUAUUUACUUGUGCUGUUGUAUACUCUUCUGUUCAACUCAUACAAUAUUUGUGCAGAAGCUUUAUACUUUAUAAAGUGAUUGGUAAUCCAUUGAAAAAAUUUCUGGAUAUUUGUACAUUGGCAAAUGUAUCCAUAUUUACCCUAAUGGAUUGUUCUUAUGGGUUUUAUAUUCAUGGAAGAUCUCCACAUGGAUUUUCCGAUACGGAUAUGUCUUCAAUGAUUUUUCAAUUACAACGUGAAUCUCAAAAUAUGUGCGGGAAAAAAGGACUUUUGAGUGAUUCGGAUUUUCAAACAUAUAUUGUGCUUCCUCCGUUAAAUUUGAGAAAACAUAUUGAAAAGCUCUUGCCAUCGAAACAAAAAUCAGUCAAUUUAUCCCAGUCUCAUUUACAAAAGGAUCAUGGAUUUGCUAGUAUGAAUGCAGAGGGAGUGUUGGAAAGAACUACAACCACAUACAACAGAGUGAAUAGAUUUUUCUGUGCCUUUAUUGAUCAUGCUAUCAAGGAUAUGGACUACAUUAUUAAGGAGAAAACAUUUGCUGAACAAAUGCUGAGUUGUGAGUUUGAAAGUUUUGUUGCAGAACAAAAAGGGACAUUUUAUAUCGACAACAGUCUGACCUUCAGUUCACUCUUUCUCUAUGGAAAUCAAAUGGAAAUUUUUAUUAUGGAACUUUUAAUUUUCUUGACCAUGAAUUUAUUAACAAACAAUUAUACAAUUUCAAUAAUUGUUGUUUGCAUUUUAAAUAAGUUAUUUCAGAAAUUGUUUCGUUUCUGGGUCAAGAACAAUAUAAGCAUUAAAACAUUAAUAGAUAAGCGAUUUUUAAUGUAAUU
This is a messenger RNA of Episyrphus balteatus (marmalade hoverfly), 2950 nucleotides long. Its product is annotated as meckelin. Gene Ontology annotation, cellular component: MKS complex; ciliary transition zone. Gene Ontology annotation, biological process: cilium assembly. The record is from RefSeq and is a predicted model, not a curated record. The transcript is spliced from 10 exons. NCBI's taxonomy places the organism in Eukaryota, Metazoa, Arthropoda, Insecta, Diptera, Syrphidae. Bases 90 to 2948 code for a protein of 952 amino acids.